AUGAUAUCAUCACAAAAACCAACAAUCGUUGCACCAAAGAAACAAUCACCAUAUUCUGAUAAGAAGCUUGAUUGUAAGGGACGUGCUUGCGCCAAAUGUGGUAGUUGCCGUGAUUGGUACUGGCGAUGGGAUCCUAGUGGCAAUGAGAAGGAUUAUACAAAGCGUGAUGGUGUAAACUGCCGUUAUAAUGAUUUUGAUUAUUAUGAUUUUGGUCGUUAUUAUCAUUUUGGCCGUUCUUCUGAUACUAAUCUAUGUGAAUGUGACGACAAUCGUUUGUAA
Messenger RNA from Adineta steineri, 279 nucleotides. Lineage: Eukaryota; Metazoa; Rotifera; Eurotatoria; Adinetida; Adinetidae. The record is from the annotation of a GenBank genome assembly.